GAAAGAUUAAGUAGAGAGAGAGAGAGAGAGACAUUGCAAUGCUUCUCUUAAGCUUUCUUUGUUUGUGCCUUUGUUUAGCUCUCAUAAAGAUCUUUCACAAACUAUGGUGGACCCCGAUUCGCAUACAGCAUAUGAUGGCCUUGCAAGGAAUCAAAGGUCCUUCUUACAGAUUCAUUCAUGGAAACAACAAAGAAAUCUUGAGCAUGAAAAAGGAGGCCAUUGCUAAAGCAAUUCGUCUAUCACAUGAUAUAUUAUAUAAGCUUCAGCCUCAUUGUCACUUAUGGACUAAUUUGUAUGGAAAAAAUUUUAUUCAGUGGUAUGGUUGUGAAGCUGAAUUUGUCAUUACAGAACCAGAGUUGAUCAAGGAGAUUUUGAAUGAUAGAGAUGGUGCUUAUCCAAAACAAGAUAUCAACGUCUACAAUAAGAAGAUAUUUGGAGAUGGUCUUGGGGCAUCUAAAGGUGAAAAAUGGGCAAAAAUGAGGAAACUGGCUAAUUAUGCUUUUCAUGCUGAAAGCUUGCGAGAUAUGGUUCCAGCGAUGGUAGCUAGCACAGAGACGAUGUUAGAACGAUGGAAAUACCAAGAAGGGAAAGAGAUUGAUGUUUUCGAAGAAUUUAGAUUGUUGACUUCAGAAAUUAUUUCCAAGACAGCCUUUGGAAGCAGUUAUCAAGAAGGGAAACAUAUUUUUGAGAUGAUAUCGAAGUUGUCAAUUUUUAUACCUAGAAAUUUGCACAAAUUGAGGGUUCCUGGAAUCAGUAAAUUUAUUAAAACAACCGACCAAAUAGAAUCAGAGAAGCUCGAGAAGGAAAUACACCAUUCCAUAAAACAAAUAAUUAAAAAGAGGGAAGACAAAGUAAUGAAAGGAGAGGAACAAAGCUUUGGGAAUGAUUUUCUUGGAAUACUACUUCAGGCUCACCAUGAUGCAAAUGAAGACCAGAGAAUUUCAGUUGAAAAUGUGAUUGAUGAAUGCAAAACAUUUUACUUUACAGGCCAAGAAACCACCAAUACUUUGCUUGCGUGGACAGUGUUGCUUCUUGCAAUCCAUUCUGAUUGGCAAGAAGAAGCAAGAAAAGAGGUACUCAAUUUAUUUGGCCAACAAAUUCCGAACCAAGACGACAUAACAAAGCUCAAAACGAUGAACAUGAUCAUCAAUGAGACUCUAAGAUUAUACCCUCCUGUGACUGCCAUUUCGAGAAAAGUCAAAAAUAAGGAAGUUAGAUUGGGGAAGCUCAUUCUUCCACCUAAUAUGCUCUUGUACAUGUCAACUCUUGCAAUCCACCAUGACACACAAAUAUGGGGAGAAGAUGUUCAUCUUUUUAAACCUGAGAGAUUCUCUGAAGGAGUUGCUAAGGCUACCAAGAACAAUAUUGGUGCAUUUUUUCCUUUUGGAAUUGGACCAAGAACUUGUGUGGGAUUUAACUUUGCAUUCACCGAAGCAAAGAUUGCUCUCUCAAUGAUUCUACAGCGCUAUUCGUUCUCCCUUUCGCCUGCCUAUGUCCACUCGCCGUUUCAGCUUAUCACACUUCGUCCACAACAUGGAGUUCAAGUAAUAUUGCACUCCAUUUGAACCAACUGUAUGUAUAUAGGAUUGUUAAAUUCCUAUAAAUUAUGCUUGAAGGUUGCUAAAGUACUCAAGAAAAUUGUUAUGGGAUUCGUGUGUAUAUAUAUAUAUA
Messenger RNA from Ziziphus jujuba (common jujube), 1671 nucleotides. RefSeq names its product cytochrome P450 CYP749A22-like. The transcript has 5 exons. Lineage: Eukaryota; Viridiplantae; Streptophyta; Magnoliopsida; Rosales; Rhamnaceae. The record is from RefSeq and is a predicted model, not a curated record. Gene Ontology annotation, molecular function: iron ion binding; oxidoreductase activity, acting on paired donors, with incorporation or reduction of molecular oxygen; heme binding. Bases 39 to 1565 code for a protein of 508 amino acids.